ACGUUGGUGUCGGCUCUCCAAUAAGCAGUUGAUAGAUCCAUCUCACUCCCAUUGCUCCGCUCUUCGCCUUCGCCGGCAUGCGACAAUUCGCACUUUGCUUCCACCGCGACAUCUUUCCGUAAUGGCCCAACAGGCACCGGAAGUGCUUACGGGCCCUUCCCAGGUCCCUGACAUCCUUGCCGGAAUCAUCAUUCCGAUAUUCUUCGCAAGUCUAGUAGUCAUCGGCCGUCUUUAUUCGAGAUUCCUACUGAAAAAUCACUGGUGGGACGAUGCGGCUAUAUUAUUCGCGUGGUUGUUCGCCAUUGCGCUGGUCGCAAUCGUUGGCGUCGAAACCAAAUAUGGCCUCGGCCACAGGUUCAGUAAUGUCCCUCUCCGGCUGCGACCGGUGGGCAUCCGACUAUCAUACGCGACGAUAAGCUGUUAUCAAGUGUCGUUAGUCCUGACGAAGAUCAGCAUUCUGUUGUUCUACCUGCGAAUCUUAAAGAUACCGUAUCAACGAGUUCUCGUAUUUAUCACCAUGGGCUGCGUCGUGGUUUACGGCAUCGUCUUCUUCCUUCUCACUUUCUUCCUGUGCAACCCCGUAGAGAACAGAUACGAAUUCGAUAUUAGAGUGGGACAUUGUCUGGCUUACUACCCGAUUCUGACAGCGUCGGCUGCUUUGCAUACAACAACUGACAUGUGGAUGAUUGGAAUGGUGCUCCCCCAUAUACUCAAAAUGACGCUGCCGAUACGACAAAAGGUCGCUCUUGCGUUCGUCUUGACUUUAGGUAUAUUUGUGGCAUGCGCCUCUCUGACGCGGAUGGCUGUUGCGUGGGAAUUUCUCAACCCCAAAUACGCCCAGUGGGACUCGUUUUCGUUUGCGAUCUGGACCACGUUGGAGUCGAGCUUGGGUCUGGUCUGCGCCUCGGUACCAAUGCUGAAGCCCUUGGUCAGGCAGUUGAUGGGUCUCAAGCCCUCCUCAAAGCCCGAUGUUUUGAAGAACGUUCCUCGGACUAGGGGCCCAGAGAGGCAGGGAAAUCGAACAAACGAAUAUGCCUCGGACGCAACGACGUUAUGGACAAGGGGUGGGGGAGAUGCCGAUAUCGAAGGAAUCGACCUCAGGCCAAUAAAGACUAACCAAACAUAUAGAGCCCCGACAGCGGGAGCGAUUUCAGAAGAAAGGCUUGUCACUGUGUGAUGUAUUAUGAGGUUGGAUUUGGAGAGGCCACCACGGCCAUAGUAAACGAAAAUAUAAUGAGCGAUGAAUUUACGACAUAUGCUAUCCCAUACUGGUGGCUUAAGAAUUAUGGAUUCAUCUUCUAAGACGUCCCCGGAUAUACCUACCUAGACAGAUUUAUGAAGUUACGCCUGCAUAUGUCGCUGAUGCGGCUCGUGAGCG
Messenger RNA from Daldinia vernicosa, 1378 nucleotides. RefSeq lists its product as uncharacterized. NCBI's taxonomy places the organism in Eukaryota, Fungi, Ascomycota, Sordariomycetes, Xylariales, Hypoxylaceae. The record is from RefSeq and is a predicted model, not a curated record. Bases 122 to 1177 code for a protein of 351 amino acids. The transcript is spliced from 2 exons.